AUGGCAACCAAAAUCGAUUCAUCUGCAAAAUUUAUCGAUAGAUUCGUCGAUUUGGGCUCGUGGAUUAUGGUCUGUCAAAAGUAUCUGGACGUGAAAAAAAUUUACAACUCAAUUCUGGAGGUUUUGUUAGCUUGCGCCAGUAGCUGCUUCCCAGCGAUAGACUCGUUCACCGACGACGAAGACGACGAUACACAAACAAAACAAAAUAAGAUUAAACAAAACUGA
Messenger RNA from Macrosiphum euphorbiae (potato aphid), 225 nucleotides. The record is from the annotation of a GenBank genome assembly. Lineage: Eukaryota; Metazoa; Arthropoda; Insecta; Hemiptera; Aphididae.